CCAGCACCCACAUAUCGACGAUUGUAUGGGCAUUAUUCCCCCCUUGUGCAAUACGUGGUGAUGUUGGUGACGAAUGGAUGAGUGACGACCAAAGACGUGACGUUUACGCCGCACCGAUUGAGCAGUUAUUCAGUCCCCGAGCAAUAAUCGUCAUUUUAUACUGAAUAAAUAUAUCGAGAAAAAAUUGUGAACAAAAAUAAUCUCGUCAAUCAGCGGCGCAGUAAGUAAAUACCGUAAGAGGGGUGUUGAAGCCAGUGACAGAAAGACUGUACGUGUGUCCAUUGUCCACAAAAGAAAGAGGAUAAACGCCAUACAAAGGCUACGUGGGUUAGGGAGUGCAGUAUCUCGUCGAAAAAUUAAGGCCUCCAAGUUCAAGACACACCAAAUAAAUACCAUUGAAUUCUCAGGCUGUAGUUGAAGCACAACAAGAUGGGGCUGACUGUGAGUAGUUUGUUAACACGUCUAUUUGGAAAGAAGCAGAUGAGAAUAUUGAUGGUUGGUCUGGAUGCAGCCGGUAAAACGACAAUUUUGUACAAAUUAAAAUUGGGAGAAAUUGUAACAACAAUACCGACCAUUGGAUUUAACGUUGAAACUGUUGAAUACAAGAACAUAUGUUUCACGGUUUGGGACGUUGGUGGCCAGGACAAAAUACGUCCAUUAUGGAGGCACUAUUUCCAAAAUACACAGGGAUUGAUCUACGUUGUUGAUAGCAAUGACAGAGAGAGAAUUGCUGAAGCUGAGAGGGAGCUUGCCAACAUGCUGAAGGAGGAUGAAUUGAGAGAUGCUGUACUACUUGUUUUUGCCAAUAAGCAAGAUCUUCCAAAUGCUAUGACUGCAGCUGAAUUAACCGACAAACUGGGCCUUAACGCACUACGUGGACGUCAUUGGUACAUUCAGAGCACCUGUGCAACUCAAGGAGAGGGACUCUACGAGGGACUCGAUUGGUUGAGUAACGAACUCGCUAAAAAGUGAUUAAGUACCAUCGACUAAGAGUUUUUAUUUCCAUUGUACCAAUGAACGAGGUGUCAUUAUCGCCCAAUAUUCAUGUACCGUGGAUAUCUUCUGAAUGAAAAAUCCAAUACUAUUAUUUCAUUGGUUUAUUACUGUCGACUAAAUAUUUUUUUCUUCAUGAGUUUAAUUUUGUGAUGGUGGUAGAAACCAAUCCAAUGGCGUUUUGGUACUGAAUACUGUAGUUUUUUUUUAAAUAUAAUGUUUAAGAGACA
This is a messenger RNA of Diachasmimorpha longicaudata, 1223 nucleotides long. It is a transcript of the gene Arf102F, whose product is annotated as ADP-ribosylation factor 2. The record is from RefSeq and is a predicted model, not a curated record. Gene Ontology annotation, cellular component: cytoplasm; plasma membrane. The transcript has a single exon. The coding region runs from base 430 to 972 and encodes 180 amino acids. NCBI's taxonomy places the organism in Eukaryota, Metazoa, Arthropoda, Insecta, Hymenoptera, Braconidae. Gene Ontology annotation, biological process: vesicle-mediated transport; intracellular protein transport. Gene Ontology annotation, molecular function: GTPase activity; GTP binding.